AUGUCUCCUCCUCUGAUGAAAGUCAGAAAACUAUCUUCAUCCAUCGCCGGCACGACACCACGAGAACAUGAUAAUGAUCCGUCGUCACCCUCACUUUCUUGGUUGCCCGAAGAAAUCGUUUUGCAGUGCUUACUCCACGUCCCCAAAACCUAUGACCUAAACCUCUCUUACGUUUCCAAAACCCUAAGGUUUCUUGUUCGCUCUCCUGAGCUCCACCGUUUGCGAUCUUUUCUCCCUAAAAACUCCAUCUAUGUCUUCUUCCGCAAGAAGGAUGCUCCUGAUACGACCGACAAAUAUUCGUUCACUCUCCUUCCGAUUCAGUUAUCGGAACCGGAGAUUAAGUACAAAUUGCUACCGGUUAAUCUCCCUUCUCAUCCUUUUAUGUACCAUUCUUCAGCUGUCGCGGUUGGAUCAGAGAUAUUCUUCGUUGGUGGAUCAUUCGAACCUUCUUCUGAUCUUUGGAUUCUUGAUACUCGUUCUGGAGAGAUAGCACAAGGACCAAGCAUGAAGGUUGCUCGAACUUGUGACUCCGUUGUGGGAGUAAUCAGUGGGAAGAUAUACGUGAUCGGAGGGUGCGUAGACAAGAUCCAAGUCGAGGUUUAUGAUCCAAAAAGGCGAAGUUGGAAAGUGGGUGAGAGUCCUGGCGAGAGGAGGUUUCAACGCGGACUAAUAAAGCAGUUAAGUGCAUCACUUGAAUGGAAAAUUUAUUCUGCUGACACUGGAGGAAUCAAUGUAUACAAUGCGAGACAAGGUAGAAGAUUGGAGACGGUGAAGAUGCCAAGUGAUGUUAUCUGGUGCAUGUGUGUAGUUGCUGAUUUGCUUUAUGCUUACUAUUUUCGUGAUGGGUUGAUGUGGCUUGAUGCUAAGCGUAAGAUAUGGAAGAGAGUCGUUGGUGUUGGCUGUAAUGAUGUUAAGACACUUGAUGUUAAUUUUCAUGAUGCUGUAAUGGCAGAAUACAAUGGAAAGCUGGCGGUUUUGUGGCCCGAGAGUGAUCCUUUAGCUAGAACGAAGACGGAGAUUAGGUGUGCGUUGAUCGAGUUGAAUUGGGUUGGAGAUGGAAUGCGUGGGAGGAUUGAGUGGUGUGGCACUGUAGCCGAAGUGCCGUAUGGAAACUCACUGAUAUCGCAAACACUACAAGAAAAGAGUGCCAACUCCGAGGAUUAUUUCCGAGAACAUGAGUCAUCGGUAAAUUUGCUUUGCCGUUCCGAGGAACUACCGAGAAACAAAUGA
This is a messenger RNA of Eruca vesicaria subsp. sativa (arugula), 1230 nucleotides long. The record is from the annotation of a GenBank genome assembly. Lineage: Eukaryota; Viridiplantae; Streptophyta; Magnoliopsida; Brassicales; Brassicaceae.